This is a messenger RNA of Myiozetetes cayanensis, 1421 nucleotides long. It is a transcript of the gene GJB2, whose product is annotated as gap junction protein beta 2. The transcript has 3 exons. Gene Ontology annotation, cellular component: connexin complex. Gene Ontology annotation, biological process: cell communication. The record is from RefSeq and is a predicted model, not a curated record. Lineage: Eukaryota; Metazoa; Chordata; Aves; Passeriformes; Tyrannidae. Bases 136 to 813 code for a protein of 225 amino acids.
CGGGUUAAAAGCGGCGGCAGAUGAACGGGGAGGGACCUUAAAGCUGCGGGACGCGGGAGCGGAGCGGAGCAACGCGCCCGUCGCGUCCCGCGUGUCCUGCCGAGCCGUGCCAGGUAAAAGGACACAGAAAAGAAGAUGGACUGGGGAACUCUGCAGACUGUUUUAGGAGGUGUAAACAAACACUCCACCAGUAUCGGGAAGAUAUGGCUCACAGUCCUGUUCAUCUUCCGUAUCAUGAUCCUGGUUGUAGCUGCAGAGAGAGUCUGGGGAGACGAACAACAAGAUUUUGUCUGCAACACACUUCAGCCUGGCUGCAAAAAUGUGUGCUAUGACCACUUUUUCCCCAUCUCUCACAUCAGACUCUGGGCCAUGCAGCUGAUCUUUGUCUCCACACCUGCGCUGCUGGUGGCCAUGCACGUGGCCUACAGGAGGCACGAGAAGAAACGGCGAUUCAGAAAUGGUGAGAAAAUUGAUAUUGAAGAGUUAAAAAAUGAAAAGAUUCACAUCCGGGGUCCCUUGUGGUGGACAUACACCAGCAGCGUCUUCUGCAGGAUCGUCUUUGAAGCUGUCUUCAUGUAUGUGUUCUAUUACAUGUACGAUGGGUACCAGAUGCCCCGCCUGGUGAAGUGUGAUGCUUGGCCCUGCCCCAACGUAGUGGAUUGUUUUGUGUCUCGGCCCACCGAGAAAACCACAUUUACUAUUUUCAUGCUUGCUGUGUCUGGGAUCUGCAUGAUGUUGAAUCUGGCUGAGUUGUGUUACCUAGUGAUAAAAGUUUGCAUGAAAGAACCCAGAAAAACAACAGUUUUGAAAUAACUCCCCAGUUGCAGGAUCUCCUAGCUCCCCAUUUCCCUUAAACUUUCUUAGGUGUCAGAAAACAAUAAGCAAUAUUUUCCACAGUCAAGGAAAAGCAUAAAAAUGAAUGUUCAUUUGUGUUUAAAAAAUUGUAGCCUCCCUGGGAAGCUGACACUGAUGAGGUUUUAAAUAUCAUGAGCUAAUUCAGUAUUCCUGCAUUCAGAAAUAGGGAGGAGCCUUCUGGCAGCAGCCUUUUUAAUUAUGCCUGCUGCUGGCUCUCUUGUUGGGUCAGAGUCACUUUUCAAAAAGUGGGAGUAGGAGGACCAGAGAAGAAUCUAGUGCCCAAAGGAGAGCCAGGAAUCACAAAACCAAAACGUCAGCUCAGAGGGAAGCCAAUAACAAAGGGUUUCAGCUAAAAGUGGGGUAAAAGGUUUUUGUGGGACAUUGCAGCUACAGUGAAAAGGAAGAAGACAAGGGAUGAUUAUGUUUAUAGUAGGUGUCCUCUCUAAGUAAUCUGGAGAGCAAGGAAAUGGCCUAGGAACACAGGUACUCCAUGGCAUUGCAUGGUAUCAGCUCUGCUGGGCACCAGCAAUGGCUUUUAUCUUUUUAUCUUUUCAUCUUCUUGCCUG